CCCACCCGUCCGCAAUCACACCCCAACCUACCACCGGACUUCAUCUCCGCUGAUCCACAAAAUCAACCCACAAUGGCCCACACACUCUACGACGGCACGAUCGUCGUGCUCGAGGGCAUCCUCAGGACCCUCUCGCACAUUCUCUCCGCGGCUGAGACCCAGCGCCCCAACGAUCCCGACAGCUUCCUUGCUGCCCGUCUGCACGAUGACAUGUAUCCACUCGCCGACCAGAUCCGCCUGGCGACCAAAUUCAGCGCAUUACUUGCUGCCCGCCUCACAGCCCAGCCGGAACCGACUGCUUAUGACAACAAUCCCACCACGUUGGCGGAAGGCCAGGAUCGUAUCGCGAUGGUGUUGAAACUGCUCCGCGAGGCCGACAAGGCGGUCGUCAACGCGCAGGGUGAGGAGUCGAAGCCCACGCCCAUGGGCCCCGGGGUGACGGUGGAGAUGAGCGGGGCCAAAUAUGCUCAUCUCGUCGUCUUGCCUAACGUGUAUUUCCAUCUGACGACCGCGUAUGGGAUCCUUCGGAAGGAGGGCGUCCCGCUGGGGAAGCGCGAUUAUUAUGAGGGGUUCUUCCCGGGCAUGGCUGGGGGAAACAAGUAGAUGGGUUCAUCAAUCAGGCAGUGGAGACACCCCUAUUGUCAGUUCGAUGUAUAGUUCGAAGUUAUUGUACAGUGUUAUAGGGUUAGGGUCAAUUGGGAGGACAUUUAUGGUCUAUAUGGAGAAGAUAUCAGAUGAACAGCAUCUACAAUAGCACCUAUUGAUGAGGUUGAUGAAUAGACAGUGGCUGAGUAGUGCCAGAUUGAUUUGUACCGCCACAAAAGUGCAGCCACCGCCACUAUAAGCCAGUUGGCAGAAUUU
Molecule: messenger RNA, 861 nt
Organism: Aspergillus homomorphus CBS 101889
Lineage: Eukaryota; Fungi; Ascomycota; Eurotiomycetes; Eurotiales; Aspergillaceae
Product: DUF1993 domain-containing protein
Exons: 1
Coding region: 73-603 (176 amino acids)
Source: RefSeq, a predicted model, not a curated record